AUGAAUUCCAUGAUCACGACGGCAACGUGGGUAAGGCGAGGAGUCGCUGCCCAAUUUCCCACCAAAUAUGAGAUUGAUGAAGAAGAAAUCAACCGGAUAUCGGAGAUUGCGCGGAUGCAAUUGGAAGAUGCAAAGGGAGAUUUGAAGGCAGCAAAGGAGGGUGCGGAUGGCGAUGCAAUGGAUGAGGAUACGAAUGAGAAGACAUCCAAAAAGACGUCAAAAGACGAAGACCACGACGAUGAAGACGAUGAUCUAAAAGAGUACAACCUUGACCAUUACGACAGCGACGAAGUCGACGAAGACGGCGAAGAGGUCACCAUGUUCGGCAACGUCAAAUCUCUCGCUUACCACAAGCCAGGCGAGAAGGAUCCAUAUCUCGAAUUCCCGGAAGAAGACAACGACGAGGAGCGCGAGGAAUUGCAAAUUCUUGGAACAGACAACUUGUUAAUAGCCGGCAAACUCGAGGAUGAGGUUGCGCAUCUUGAAGUCUAUGUGUAUGAAGACUCGGCGGAUAAUUUGUAUGUGCAUCACGACGUUAUGCUUCCCGCCAUCCCUCUUUGCGUUGAAUGGCUCGAUUUCCCGGUUGGAAAGAAUGAAGAAGGGCGCACAAGUGGUAACUUUGUCGCUGUCGGUACUAUGGAGCCUGAUAUUGAAAUCUGGGACCUCGACAUCGUCGACUGCAUGUACCCGAACGCCAUCCUCGGGGCUGGUGACGGCGACGAUGACAAAGGUCUGAGCAAGAAGAAAAAGAAGAAAUCCAAGAAAGCAAACGACGAAUACCACGUUGAUUCCGUCCUGGCGCUAUCGGCAAACAGACAGCACCGAAAUCUUUUGGCCUCUGCAUCCGCCGAUUUGACCGUCAAACUGUGGGAUCUCAACACGCAAACAUGCGCCAAAUCAUACAACUACCACAAGGAUAAGAUUUGCGCCCUUGACUGGAAUCCGCGCGAAUCUACCAUCCUGUUAAGUGGAAGCUACGACCGUACCGUGGUUGCCGCUGAUAUGCGUACACCCGACGCAAAGGCGCCUCGUUGGCAGGUUGCUUCUGACGUGGAGAACUUGCGCUGGGAUCCUCAUGACCCCAACUUCUUCUACGUAACCACUGACACAGGUCUCGUCUACAAAUACGAUGCACGCAACGCACCUGCUACACCCGCUGAAUCCAAGCCCGUCUGGACAUUGCAAGCGCACGAUGACUCCGUCUCAUCCUUUGACAUCAACCCACGCGUCCCCGGUUUUCUGGUCACCGGCUCAACAGACAAGCAAGUCAAGAUCUGGGACACGGCCAAUGAUAAACCUAACAUGGUCGUCAGCCGAAAACUAGAAGUUGGCAAGGUCUUCUCAACUUCGUUCGCGCCAGACCCAGAAGUUAGUUUCCGUCUUGCUGUUGCCGGCAGCAAGGGCGUCGUGCAGGUGUGGGAUACUUCUACGAAUGCGGCUGUGCGUCGUGCGUUUGUUGGUCGUAUUCCGGAUCUUGUUGCUGGAGAUGAGGGGGAGAUCAAGGAAAGGAUUCUGGGGGUUAACCAGAAUGAUGACAGUGAUUCGUCGGAUGGUGAGGAGGGUGAUGGCGGUGACAAUAAGGAAGGAUGGGAGUCGAUGGAGGAGGAUUAG
Messenger RNA from Talaromyces marneffei, 1611 nucleotides. RefSeq lists its product as uncharacterized. Gene Ontology annotation, cellular component: nucleus. Bases 1 to 1611 code for a protein of 536 amino acids. The record is from RefSeq and is a predicted model, not a curated record. Gene Ontology annotation, molecular function: protein binding. The transcript has 2 exons. Gene Ontology annotation, biological process: rRNA processing. NCBI's taxonomy places the organism in Eukaryota, Fungi, Ascomycota, Eurotiomycetes, Eurotiales, Trichocomaceae.